This is a messenger RNA of Cynara cardunculus var. scolymus (artichoke), 1084 nucleotides long. RefSeq names its product ubiquinone biosynthesis protein COQ4 homolog, mitochondrial-like. Gene Ontology annotation, cellular component: mitochondrial inner membrane. NCBI's taxonomy places the organism in Eukaryota, Viridiplantae, Streptophyta, Magnoliopsida, Asterales, Asteraceae. The record is from RefSeq and is a predicted model, not a curated record. Bases 149 to 820 code for a protein of 223 amino acids. The transcript has 3 exons. Gene Ontology annotation, biological process: ubiquinone biosynthetic process.
GUAUUUCCCCUCCAUUCCCUCGCCUGUUCAUUCUCUCAAACCAUCGUCUCUCAAUCUCGAUUUUCUCCUCACUCUCGCUUCUGGUUAGGGCGCACCACCACUAACCGGCUCACUCUUGAUUCUGUUAUACUUUCAGCAUACAUCCACCAUGGUAGAAGGAGCCCGAGUCCGACUUAGGGGUUGGCAGCAGGCUGCAGUUGCUCUUGGGUCUGCAGUUGGUGCAUUAGUGGACCCAAGAAGAGCCGAUCUGAUAGCCGCUUUGGGGGAAACAACUGGGAAGCCCGCUUUUGAGAGGGUACUUGAAAGGAUGAAAAGGAACCCUGAAGGCAGAGAAAUACUUUUGGACCGCCCUCGUGUCAUCUCUAAAAACGUAGGACACGCGUGGGACCUACCAGAAAACACAUUUGGUGCUGCAUAUGCAAAGUUCAUGGGAUCUAGAAACUUCUCCCCGGAUGAUAGGCCGCCAGUGAGGUUCAUGGAAACCGAAGAGCUCGCAUACGUAGCUAUGCGUGCACGUGAAGUGCACGAUUUCUGGCACACCCUCUUUGGCCUUCCAACCAAUUUGAUUGGCGAAUCAGCCUUAAAAGUCAUAGAGUUCGAGCAAAUGUUGCUUCCAAUGUGCUUCUUUUCUGUGGUCGGAGGAACGGCAAGGUUCAACGACAAGCAAAGAUCGUUAUUUUACCAGCAUUACUUUCCUUGGGCAAUUCGGGCAGGUAUGAAAUCCACCGAUCUUAUGUGUGUUUAUUACGAGAAGCAUUUUCAUGAAGAUUUGGAGGACGUAAGACGGAGAUGGGGUAUUAUACCCGCUCCUUCCAUUUAACGCUAGUUUGAUUCGGUUUUCAUGAUGCUCGAUAGGAGAUUUGGGAGGGCUGGUAAAUCCCACAUGUUAUUUCGAGUGAGAUAUACCGAGUUUUAGUUUGGUCGGAUUGGCAAAUAAGAGCUCUUGUUAAGUUUGUAAAUACUUGUAAAGACUAUAGCUGGGCACAACAUAUAAAGUUUGUAGUUGAAUUAUGAAUUGGAUCAACAUGUUCACAAGAUAAUUGUUAUUUAUUGGAAUUUAUGGGAGGUUCUGCUUGGUUUGUAA